Messenger RNA from Aplosporella prunicola CBS 121167, 390 nucleotides. RefSeq lists its product as uncharacterized. The transcript has a single exon. The coding region runs from base 1 to 390 and encodes 129 amino acids. NCBI's taxonomy places the organism in Eukaryota, Fungi, Ascomycota, Dothideomycetes, Botryosphaeriales, Aplosporellaceae. The record is from RefSeq and is a predicted model, not a curated record.
AUGGGCCGGCGAGCGGCCCUCUUGCUCGCUGGUCUGGCCUGGCCUGCUCCGCUUGCGCGCAAGCUGGAGCUGCUGGGGCUGCUGGUUGCUACUGCUGAUAAUUCACUCAUUCGCUCGCUCGCACACGCACGCGCGCGCGCGCCGUCACCGCGCCGUGAUGCCGCCUACCUGCCUGCCUGCCUGUCUGUUACUGCCCCCGUGCAGCGCAGACUCGCCAUCCAGCUUCCCUCCCCCUACCUAGCUCCCUCCCUCCCCCCUCAUCUGCCCUUCUCAGAGCGCACGCGCAAGCCCAAUCCCAAUUCCACCGCGCCGCACGCGCCGCACGUGCCGCAUUAUCACGCCCAUCAAACCCUCAUCACGCACCCCUACCCUCAAAACAAAGAGAGAUAG